CAUCAAGAAAAUAAAACUUUACAGUAAGUUUCCGCGGUCGAUACUUCUUUAUGUGUAACCGGACGAGGCAGUAACAUUUUGUAAACAGGAUGUUAGGCCGUAUCUUACUCUUGGCUCUUUUUGCCACUGUGGCUUUUGCCGAAUUCAAUUCCAGAUUUGAAGAUAUAAGGAGACAGCUGGAAAGUGAUCGAAGAGAAGUUGAAAACUGGUUAAAAGAAGUUGAAAGAAUGAAAGGAAUUGUUGAGGAGGAGAAAGAAGACUUCCGCAGACAAAAGAGAAGUGGUUAUCUAUACGCUAUGCCAGUGGUGAUGGGACCAAAAGGACAACCAGGUGCCCCCGGUGCCCCAGGAGCUCCAGGCCAAGACGGUGCCCCAGGCGAGCCAGGUCCUAAGGGUGAAAAGGGCGAAAUAGGAGUCCGAGGACCACCAGGCCCAUAUGGUCCAUGGGGAGAGGAAGGCGAGGAGGGCGUAGCCGGCGUACAAGGGCCACCCGGAGAAACUGGCCCAACAGGAUACCCAGGUUUAACCGGUGAAGAGGGAGAUGAAGGUGAAGCUGGAGUUGAUGGUGAGGAUGGACAAGUCGGGGCACCAGGUGAAGUUGGAGACGAAGGACCACAAGGAUUCCCUGGACAAACUGGCGAGGUAGGGGACAACGGUAUUGAAGGCCCACCAGGUUUCCCAGGUCAACCAGGCCUAGCAGGUGCACCAGGUAGACGUGGUGUAGCAGGAGAAAGAGGUCGUAGAGGUCCAGAUGGUGAACGAGGACCGCCCGGACCAUCCGGAGUUCCUGGUGCUAAAGGACCACGUGGAUAUCAGGGCGCACCUGGUGCUCGUGGACCUCAAGGUCCCCCAGGUCGUGUACAAUAUGUUCGAUACCCAUAUGUAUCCGCACCGGUAUAUUAUGCUGCCCCAAGAAGCUCAAAAUAUGCCGUCAAAGCACCGUCAAAACAAUAUUCUGCACCAGCUUACGUGAAAGGAGGUUGGAUUGAAAACUACUCUACAUUAUUCGAAAAGGUGUCUACUAAAAUGGCGUCAGUCUCGUUAAUAUAUUGUGUUUUAAUUGUGUUGGUUGCUUUAUUAUCAACUAGACAAUGUUUAAAAUUUGAUGAUAUUGUACAAGGCGUUAUUGAUGAUAAUAAAAAUUCAUUCGAUGAUAAUUUAGCGGUAUUGGAGCAGAAAGUAUUCAAUGAAACAGACGAAGUGCAGGAAUGGCGCAUGCGCGUGGAUGCGAUUGAGAGACAAAUGGUUGAAGUCAGAGCAGACAAACUUGAAGUUUUGAGUCGUCGCGAGAGAGCACUGAAGGAUCCAAGACUUGCCUUUUUUGCUGGAAAACCUGGCAGUCCAGGGCGUCCUGGUAUACCAGGCCGACCAGGCCACAUGGGCAAACGAGGUCAAAAAGGUCCAAAAGGUGUCGCUGGACCUCCCGGAAUACGUGGACCAAUUGGUCCAUAUGGUCCACCAGGAUGGAAGGGUCCUCCUGGGUUCACAGGUGUUGAGGGGCCAAAGGGCGAAAAGGGAGAAGAAGGUUUCAAAGGUAACGCGGGUUAUAUUGGGGACGUUGGGCUUGUCGGAUAUAUCGGAUAUGAAGGUCAGAUGGGUCCACCAGGUAUUAUGGGUCAUGUCGGCUUUAUCGGUAUGAUAGGCUGGCCAGGUCCACGUGGUGAAAAAGGAGAAUGUGGUAUUAUGGGACCCCCUGGUUAUCCAGGGCGACCCGGCGUUCCUGGAAGAGUUGGUGUCUAUGGGGAACCAGGGCCUAUCGGAGAAAUUGGAAUCACCGGACCACCGGGACAUAAUGGCUUUGAAGGGGAUAAAGGAGAAACUGGUAUGUGUGGAGAAACUGGACCAUGGGGAGCUGUUGGCCUUCCAGGCCCGGUUUAUGAUCCAUAUGCAGGACUGAUGGCACCGAUGGUUGGUAAAUUGGAAGGAUUUCAUGGAGACGAAAAUUGCACAGACCUUGUUGAGGGUGUUUCUAAAUGUUUAUCUCACGGAAGUAAAAAUAUUCCGAACAAUAUUCAAUACAACAGUAAAUCUUUGCCAGUCUUCAGCCAGCCGCCACCCGGAGCUCACGUUAUGCCUGCUGAGCAAGGACACGGGAAGUCACAAAUGCCUUUCGGGCCACAUUUAAUGAAAUCACCUAUAGCGUAUGGACCACAUGUAGGAAAAUCACAGAUGGCGUUAGGACCCCCUAUGUUUGAAUCACAUGUAGGAAAAUCACAGAUGGUCUUAGGACCUCCUGUGUAUGGAAAACAAUAUACUGCAGCGCAUGGACACCAUAUCGACUUUUAUGAUGAAGAAGACCGAGAUAUUCUUAAUGAACAGGAAUUCAACGAGAUAGUUAAUAAAACAAGUGUUGAAGCUACUGACACAAAUAUGAUAAAUAUAACCAUGACUGAAGAUCUUGGAACAGUCGAUAACGAGAAAUCAAAUAGUUCUGUUAACAAUGAAGGGAAUGUUGAACAAAUAACCGUUGAAACAAAUUUUAAUACUACUACAGAAUCAACCAGUAAAUCGUUCGAAGAAGACAAUGAAAGAAAAACUACAACAGAAAAAGCGCAAUUUCUCCUAGAAGAUGUGAAACAGACAUCCGGCGCAGGUUCUGAUGAAUCUGAAACUAACGAAGAUGAACAAAUACAAGAUAUAGAAUUAUCUGAUUAAGCUGUAUCUAUUAUAAAUGAACAUAUUGUUGAUCCUAAUGCAAAUACUGUAAGCUUGUGUAAUAAACAUGUUUGGUACA
Messenger RNA from Ruditapes philippinarum (Manila clam), 2733 nucleotides. Its product is annotated as collagen alpha-1(I) chain-like. NCBI's taxonomy places the organism in Eukaryota, Metazoa, Mollusca, Bivalvia, Venerida, Veneridae. The record is from RefSeq and is a predicted model, not a curated record. The transcript is spliced from 8 exons. The coding region runs from base 90 to 2654 and encodes 854 amino acids.